AAUGAUCAAGUUGCAAUGUCCAUGGCUCAGAGAGCAGGUUAGACUCACAGGCACUGUGCUUGGACUCACUGUGCUGGGACUCUGUCUGUCUGGAUCUGUGGGUUCCCCCUCUCCUCUUGCAGCCAAAAUGGUUAUUAACGUCUUUGUGGCUACCGUGGCAGGAUCCACUGCGAUAAAAAAGAAACAACAAGAAGUAGUAGGGUUUUUGGAGGCCAACCGGAUUGACUUUGAACAAAAGGAUAUUGCGUGUAAUGAUGACAAUCGGCAAUGGAUGAGGGAGAACGUACCUGGGGAGAAGAAACCGGAGAACGGGAUACCUCUUCCUCCCCAAAUUUUCAAUGAGGAACUGUAUUGUGGGGACUUUGAAUCGUUCUUUGAUGCUAAAGAAGGAAAUGAAAUAUUUGUGUUCCUGGGAUUAACUCCACUUCCAAGUAAAAAGGAUAUGGAGGUUCCAUCUGACUUGCAGAAUGGGGAGGUUCCAGCAGAAGACAGCACUGAAGUGACGGUACCAACAGUAUCGCAAAACGAGGAGGUUCCAGAAGAAGAGAGCACUAAACCAGAAGAACCGACUGAUGUGCAAAACGAAGAGGUUCCGGCAGAAGAGAGCACUGUAGAAGAAGAAGAAGAAGGAGAGCAAUAAUAGAUGGAAGAACGCUUGAAAUCAGUUCACUUUUAUGAAAUAUCAAGAUUGCCCAGGCAAGGUAGUGCCACACAACUGAAUACAACACAGUGUUCCAUAAAAUUCCUUUUUUUGGGAUGCUGCUGCAUUGAAUAAUGAAGAACGUUCCCAAGAUGCCACUAUCUGUUCCUGCAGGGGUUUUCCACGUCGGAUUCAACGUGAUCUAUUUGCAUUUCCCCAAGAUCUUUUACAAACAGGAUGCUAUGUAUGCAAUUUUAUAAUAAAAUGACAAUAUAACAUUGUAUUAUUUUUAA
This is a messenger RNA of Xenopus laevis (African clawed frog), 933 nucleotides long. RefSeq names its product SH3 domain binding glutamate-rich protein S homeolog (gene sh3bgr.S). Lineage: Eukaryota; Metazoa; Chordata; Amphibia; Anura; Pipidae. The transcript is spliced from 8 exons. Bases 2 to 640 code for a protein of 212 amino acids. The record is from RefSeq and is a predicted model, not a curated record.